Molecule: messenger RNA, 1128 nt
Organism: Polychytrium aggregatum
Lineage: Eukaryota; Fungi; Chytridiomycota; Chytridiomycetes; Polychytriales
Product: Rhodanese-like domain-containing protein
Exons: 6
Coding region: 28-957 (309 amino acids)
Biological process (GO): transsulfuration
Cellular component (GO): mitochondrion
Molecular function (GO): thiosulfate-cyanide sulfurtransferase activity
Source: RefSeq, a predicted model, not a curated record
CGUUCCUUCCACCCCGGCGAUCGAUCAAUGGCUCUCCUCAACCUUCUGACCGCCCCCCGGCUUGCCCGCCGCUGCUUCCGACCCCUCAUGGCCUCCAGCCCAUCCCGCAGCCUCUCGUCGCUCGUGUCCACCCAGUGGCUCCAGGACAACCUUGGCUCUGUCGUGGUGCUGGACGGCUCUUGGCACAUGCCUGCUCUGAAGCGGAAUGCUUUCGAGGAGUAUCUUGCCCAGCAUGUCCCUGGAGCUCGCUUCUUUGACAUCGACAGGAUUGCCGACCAGGCCACCAACUUGCCCCACAUGCUUCCCUCGACUAAGCAGUUUGAAGAGCAAGUUGGCCAGCUUGGCAUCUCCAACGACGACCAUAUUGUCGUCUAUGAUUUCAACGGCGUCGUUUCUGCCUGCCGAGUGUACUGGACCUUCAAGGUCUUUGGGCAUCAGAAAGUGUCGGUCCUCGAUGGCGGUAUUCCAAAAUGGAUCAACGAGCAGCGACCCGUCGAGUCCGGCACUGUCGACGGCUUCUCGAAAACGAACUUCCAAGCUGUGUUUCACCCCCAACUUGUUCGGGAUUACAGCCAGAUCACCCAGAUUUCUGCGACCAAGGCCGAGCAGAUCGUAGAUGCUCGCUCUCUUGGAAGAUUCCAGGGCAGCGACCCUGAGCCUCGCGUGGGCCUCAGCAGCGGCCACAUGCCCAACUCGGUCUGUGUUCCUUUUAAUGAGCUCUACGACCCGGCCAGCAAGACCCUUUUGCCAGCCGACAAGCUCCGGGAGCUCUAUCGCACCAAGGGUGUCAACCUGAGCCUGCCGAUCGUCAACUCCUGUGGCAGCGGUAUUACUGCUGCGGUCAACUACGUUGCGCAAGAGCAGGCUGGCGCCGAGCAAAUCUCUGUCUACGACGGUUCUUGGACUGAGUACGCCUCGAAGCCUACAAGCAUCAUCGAGGACUGUGGCCCGCGCUAAGAGCCGUGCGCACUAUUUCCCGCGGGUGCCAUCUCCAACCGAGAGCCACCAGGCAUUGCCUGGGGCGAUCCCGGCAUUUUCCAUGCACAAAUGCGAAAGUAGACUGGGCGAGGAUUUCGGCUUGAAUCUGCAGCCAAAUAUAUCGUUGCCGCAUCGGCCGGGUCAACCACA